This is a messenger RNA of Dromiciops gliroides (monito del monte), 3441 nucleotides long. It is a transcript of the gene FASTKD1, whose product is annotated as FAST kinase domains 1. The record is from RefSeq and is a predicted model, not a curated record. The transcript has 16 exons. Bases 448 to 2946 code for a protein of 832 amino acids. Gene Ontology annotation, cellular component: ribonucleoprotein granule; mitochondrial matrix. Gene Ontology annotation, biological process: regulation of mitochondrial mRNA stability; mitochondrial RNA processing. NCBI's taxonomy places the organism in Eukaryota, Metazoa, Chordata, Mammalia, Microbiotheria, Microbiotheriidae. Gene Ontology annotation, molecular function: RNA binding.
ACUUCGUGAUAUGUAGUACAUUUCCUCUCUUUGUGCACGCUACCGGGACCAGACUUCUGGCGCCGCUGACCCGGAGGAGAGGGAAUUCCUGUACCAGGACAGGGGUUCCAAGGACUAAGCCACACAGCAACAGGGUGGUCCAAAAAAGCCAUCAAGAUACAGAAGAUUUAAUUGAGUACUAGGAAUCUAAUCAGGCAGCUAGCUUGGUGGCAUGGCCUGAAGUCAGGAAGACUCAUCUUCUCCAAUCUGGCGUCAAGACACUUACUAGCUGUGGGACCCUGGGUUCUAUAUACUGAAAUGAACUUCUGAGUAUACAUAAUGGAAGUCCAAAAGGCAGAGCCAAAGCAGACGUUUUUGUACCAACCUGUCCUUUACUUGAGAAGAGCGAUGCAAAAGAAUUUUUCCUAGGUGUUUUUUAAGUGGUCCAUAUAGUGAUUAGUUCCCAUCAUGCUUCGUUUGAGGGCCGCUUAUGAAUCCUUCUGGAGAAUCUUUGAGCGUGGAUCUAAAACCAUCGACCCUUUACUUAGCCAAAUAAGCAAAUGUGUGAAUGAAGAACAGAUUUUUGAUAUAGUUGGAAACAAUAAAGCCAAACUUUCAGAAAAGCAUGUGGGAUAUGCAUAUAAAGUACUUUGGCAACUUCAAAAGGGAAAGUCCAACUUGAUGAGAAAUAUUCCUUAUGUCAGAGACCAUCCUCAGUUUCUUACUCUUCGUAUUUUAGCUAAGGAUAAAAUUGAAUUAAUGGACGAUGAUACCCUGGUGAAUGUAUUAUAUAUUAUGUUAAGGUUUGCUGUUGAGGCCCAUGAUGCUUUAGUUGAGCACCUGGUUAUGGAAGCAUGGAGGAGGGUGGAAAGGUUUGACCUUAAAAUACUGUCAAAAUUCUCCACCUGCCUAGUGGAUCAACAGAUGCAUGUUAGUCCUUUAAUGGGAAAAAUAGCUGAUGCUGUAAACAGGAACUUGGAUUCAGUUCAGGACUUAAGGACAUUGUCUGUCUUGAUGGUGAAUAUCUCUUCUGUUAUCUCACAAAAUUUUUGUGAACGAAUUGUGAACAAAACAGAGCUUCUCUUAGACACAACCGAUCCUUCCCUGUUUAAUACUUCAAUAAGAAUAGUGCGAUUUCUCCAAAAUAUUCACUAUAAUUAUCACUCAUUAUUAGAAAAGUGCAAUUGUGUGUUCAUCAACAAUAUUGCUCAUCUGAAUUUGGAUACCCUCAGUCUUAUUCUUGCACUGUACCAGUCUCUGCAGUUUAAUAAUUUUCCAUUUCAAGUAUUAGCCAGAGAGGAACUCUCUAAAAUGAUUGCUCUUUACAAUGAUCCUGCUUCCUUCAUAAAAUUAUUUGUUGCCUUGGGACCUUUGGCUGGACCAACAGAAAAGAAACAGCUUAUGUCAGCUCUACAAAUGAUGAUGGAUGAACUGACCAGUCAAGAAGCAUUAGCCAUAGUUGUCACAAUGGGCAAAAUGAAUAGCAAACAUUCACAUCUGAUUGAAAAAAUUUCUUCUGUCUUACACAAAUACUUGCAUGUCUAUAAACCAGUGGAACUGGCAAAGAUAACCAAAGCCUUGGUUCACUUGAAUCUUAAUCAUCCAGAGCUUUUUAGGAUUAUCAGAGAACUACUGCUUAGCCACUUGAGAAAUAAUGUUAAACCUAGUGAAAUUUCUGUGCUGGUCCAUGCUAUCACCAUGCUUCCUUCUCCUUGCUUGGAUGAACCAGGGUUUUCCCGUGUGGAAUCCAUUCUACCACAAUGCAAUUUAAGUGAUCUAAAUGCUUUUGCAUCAUCUCUUUCAACAUGGUUUCAACAUGACCAUUCAUAUCUGGACAAUGCUUAUCAGAAAACUAUCAAGCUACUUCCACAAUUAAAUAACUAUGGUUAUAGGAGAUUACAAAAAGCCAACAAUUUGAAUGUAUUGUGGAAAGAACUUAAAUAUGUUAAUGGAGAAUGGUUUGAGGAAGAACUUCUUGCAGAAACAAUUGUCACCUUGCAACGCUUGGGUGACCAAAUCACAUAUUCAAAUAUUACCAACCUAUCAUCUUUUAUUGUCAAGGCUAACUACCUUAGUGCUCCAGUGCUUGACAAGAUAGCUUCUGUGACUAUCCAGCAAAUUGAUAAGAUCCAUCCUUUGGCAAUCCAUUCUAUCUUACUUCCCUUCAGUGUCCUUAAAUAUGAUCCACCUCAGAAGGAUGAAUUUUUUGGAGCUUGUAUCCAGAGCCUUAACUCCCAUUUAAGUGUCUUUCAACCUCAUAUCUUAGUGUUUCUUGGUUUUACGUUGGCUCUUGCUGAGUAUUUUCCAGAAGAUCUGAUAAAGGCAAUAUUUAACAUUGAAUUCCUGGCCAAGUUGGAUUCACAACUUCAAUAUUUACCUCCUUUCUUAAAUACAAGAACCUACAACCGUCUCAUGGAAUACAAUAGAGCAGUCUGUGUGGAAUGCCCCGGAUUUGACAUUCCUUGGUUUCAUGACCAUUAUUGUCAGCAACAGUACAAUAAAGCUAAUGACAGCAUCAAUGCAGUGCAACACCAGGUUUACAAAAUGUUGGGGGAAAUCCUAGGAGGACCCAAUUAUGCAAAACCAUCAGCUCUCACACCUUAUGGCUACAUAGUGGAUUUUGAAUUUAUCUUGGAUAAAAAGAAAAAGCCUCUUCUUCAUAGAAGUCAGGAUGUGGUUUUGAAUAAGUUGCCAGGUGUCCACUGGGGACCAGAUUCACACGAUAGUAGGUCAGAACUGCCACCAGGAGCACAAAGGGUUGCUUUGGACUUUUUGGACUCACGAGCAUUUUGUAAAAACAUCCCCCACUUAAAGGGAAGAUCUGCUAUGAAAAAAAGACACCUGGAAAUUUUGGGUUAUCGUGUGAUUCAGAUUCCUUAUUUGGAAUGGAAUUCAAUGGAGUUAUCAACAAAGGAUGCCCGGCUGGAGUAUUUGAGAGAGCACAUGUUUGCAGAUGUCAAAUCAUGAUGACAAUCUUUAUUUAUGAUACAUCACAUCUUAGACUUAAGUUAUAAUAGAAAAUAUGAACUUGAUUAAAAUCAAUACUGUGAAAUAUUUAAGACAUUAAAAAAGAGAAUAUUGUUACUGUGUAACAGCCCUGGAGUUCUUCAAAUGGAGAUUUCUAAAAAUUGCAUGCUUUCCCCCAUGAAGCACUGUGACUUCUUUUGGUAUGAAAGCCAUGUAUUUUUUUGACUUAACAAUGGAUUGCUAAUUAUACCUGAAUAUAUUUUUUAAGAGCCAUGUAUUCAGGCAGUUUAUUGGCACCUGAGGCCUUGCUACAUCUUGAUAUUAGAAAGAGAUUUAUAACCUACUAGUUUUCUGUUUGCUUCAAGUCAGGGAUCCGGAUUGUAUAGGCUUUAUCUUGUAGCAAUUUAAAAUGAACAGUAGGAAAGAUAGUCUCUUUAAUCUUGCCCAAAUAUAUGUAAUACUAAACUCUGUGAUGUUCAAGUGGCCAAAUAUUAU